This is a messenger RNA of Vicia faba (fava bean), 726 nucleotides long. The record is from the annotation of a GenBank genome assembly. Lineage: Eukaryota; Viridiplantae; Streptophyta; Magnoliopsida; Fabales; Fabaceae.
AUGAAGGUGGAGGAGAGUGGUGGAAACAACCAUGACUUUGGAGUUGAAGCGGUUAUAAUUCUCGCUGACGAGUCAUUAUUGACGGUCGUAAAAGCUCCGCCACCGGAAAUCCAUAAACCCAUCGAUCUCUCUUCAACCAAUGGAUCUACCAUGUCAGAAACCAAAACGUUUGCCUUUCAGGCCUGGAUCAACCAGCUUCUCAGUCUUAUCAUCAACACGUUCUACUCCAACAAGGAGAUCUUUCUAAUGAAACUCAUCAGUAACGCCUCAGAUGUGCCAUUUAGAGGAUGUCAGAGGCUGGUGGAUGUACCAAUGAGUAAAUGUAUUAAUAGCAGCCGAUCCUGUAAGACGGUUCAGAAAAUGAGUGGUUUUAGGGCACGGAAGAUGCUAACUUGUGAAGAACUUGGCUUUGUGGCUCACACUGACAAAAGUUUCACAACUAUUCUUUAUCAAAAUCAUGUGAAUGGACUGAUGGUAGAGAAAAAGGAUGGUAGUUGGAUUGAAGUUGAUAUCUCUUCACCAACUUCCUUUGUUGUCAUGGCUGGUGAUGCACUCAUGGCUUGGAGCAACGAUAGAAUAAAGUCUCCAAAUCACAAAGUAAUGAUGAAUGGUAAUGAAUUGAGUAGACAAGGAAUUGGAUUGAGUGUUAUUGCAAAUCGAUACACUUCUGAUAUAAUUGUUGAUGUAUAUAGAGGGGUUGAGCCAAAGCCACUAAUCAUAUCUUGA